AUGUCGAGCAAGCCGAGGGUCGUCGUCACAGGCGCUUCAGGUUUGUUGGGGCGUGCCGUGUUCGAAAGAUGCAAGACCGAAGGCUAUGACGUCAAGGGGUUGGCUUACUCUCGUGCCAGGGAUGGCCUGACUAAGUUAAACCUCACGUCUACCGACGAGGUCUAUUCUUUCCUUUCAUCGAUAAAGCCCCACGUCAUCAUUCAUUGCGCAGCAGAGCGCAGACCAGAUGUGGUCGAAAAGGAUCCUGAAGGAAGUGAGGCGCUGAAUGUUGGCGUGCCGACUCACCUCGCGCAAUGGUGUGCCUUUCAGGAGAAAGAGGGCGGGCAGCCAGCACCCUUAUUGAUCAACAUCAGCACGGACUACGUUUUCGAUGGCAGCAAGCCGCCGUACAAGGUGGAUGAUGAUCCCAAUCCGCUCAACACAUACGGGGUGUCCAAGCUACGAGGAGAACGGGCAGUCAGCGAGCACGGUAUCAAAGGCAGGAGCGUCAAUUUUCGCGUUCCUGUGCUGUAUGGCUAUGCAGAGAGUCCUGACGAGUCUGCAGUCAACAUCCUCCUCACUACCAUUCAGCGACCAUCGCAAGUGCCGAGCGCGCUCAAAAAGAUGGACGCCUACGCCGUUCGCUAUCCAACCAAUGUCUCGGAUGUGGCACGAGCCCUUGGUGAUCUCGUUAACUUGGCGUACGCUGAAGGUGGUGUGGCACCGCCGUCCUUACCACCGACUCUUCACUUUAGCGCCAUGGAAGCUAUGACAAAGUACGACAUGUGCAACGUCCUGGCGCGUGUCUGGAACAGCGUCCAAGCAGACCUGAUUGAGUCCCAGCCUGAACUGCAGCCAGGAACCCUGGACGAGCAGAUCGCGACAACCGAGUACCUUGACCCCGAGUACGAGGUGGACCUCACCGCUGCGACGAUGCGGCCACGCCAUUGCAAACUCGAUCUCAGCUCGACACGCGAGCUCGGUAUCAGCACUGACUGCGUGACGUUCGAGUCCUGGUGGAAAGGGUACCUAACUGAGACGGAGACGACACGUCUCGAAGCCGAGAGAAAAGCAGCCGCGGAGGCAGAGGAAUGUCGGGUUAAGGAGGUAGCAGCAGCAGAGGAGAAACGGAAACAGGACGCGGAAGAGAGGAAAAGCCGCGAGGAAGAGGAGAAGUGUAAGAGAGAAGAAGCAGAGGCUGAGGAACGAAGUGCAAGGGUGGCGAAAGAGAAGGAAGAAGCGGAGAGGCUGGCGAACGAAAUCGAAGAGGAGCGAAAGGAGAAAGAAAGAAUAGAAACGGACAAAGCUGAGAGAAAGCAGCGGGAAGCGCAGGAGCUCGACCUACUUCAUGCAGAGCAGCAGGCAGCCGAGCAGGAGACGGUUGUCAAAGCUGAUGAUAUGGCCGAAGGCAAACUCAAAUGUUCUACACAUUCCGAGAGGCGAGCGCAAGAUCCAAUGGACCUGGUUGCCAAAAGCAUUGAGCAGUCGGAUGGAAACGAGAUUCUUGAGCAGAUGCAAGGCAGCUCAGAAGGCAAGGACGAGGACCAGAAUGAGAAUGAUGGCCAAGGGCCGUCCGCUUCCAACUCUCCUCGACCAUCUUUCUCUUCUCUCAGAGCUCGUCCCACACCACCAGCAUCAUCCUCCAGUCCAGAUCCUAGCAUGGCGCCACCACUACGGCCAAAUAGCCUGCAAGAAGCAGGCGAGGCAAUUCUGCGUCGAGCCAGCGCCGGCACAACCUCAAGCAAAGUCCAUUCGAGUAUAACGCCGCUGGGGGAGCCUUUAGCUGUAACUCGGCAAGUGUCCGGGUCGGUCGCAUCUAGAGAAGACGCGAGGUCCUUACCUACGGCUUUGCUUAAGGGAGACGACUCACUGAUUUCAACUGGCUCUACGGCCGCGCAAGACGCAGACUCGGAUGGCUAUGGAGAACCGAGUCCACGCCUGGAAUCUACGAUGCCGCGCUUUAUCGACGAGCAGCGGGCCGCUGCGCCUGUACAAAGUGCAACUGCGGUGUCAGCUCUGGUCCUGCAGCAACAGGAGCAACAGCCGAAGCAAGCCCACGUGCCACCUCAACAUCAACAGCCGCAGGAGCAAGGGGAGCCUGAUUUCCCAGGUAGUGGUCCAAGUCCAGGUCCAGGUCCAGGCUCUGACCAAAUCAUGGUGCGCAGCACCAUCAACGCUGUGGAUGAACGCAUUGCCGAUGCCAACAUGCGUGAUGACCUGCCUGCAGAGCCGCAUCAGCGCCGCUUCACUUUCGAAAUCAAAGUUGGUGAUCCGCAAAAGGUCGGUGACCCGGUCACCGCGCACACGGUCUACACUGUGCGCACGAAAACCGACUGCUCGAAUUUCCGAGCUCUGCAGUUCUCGGUUCUGCGCCGAUAUAACGACUUCAGAUGGCUGCAUGCUGCAUUGGUAAACAAUAACCCGGGCAUGAUUGUUCCACCGGUGCCCGAGAAGGUCAAAAUCGGUCGCUUUGCACCUGAGCUCGUCGAGUCGAGACGUCAUGGACUCGAGACUUGCAUCAACAAGAUUUCCAACCACCCUGUCCUCCAGCAUGAUGAUGACCUCAGGCUCUUCCUCGAGAGCGAUAACUUUGCACACGACGUCAAGAUGCGUGAUCUGCGCAAAGGCCCGGUGCCGACGCCGGAGCAGAAAACCUACUUUGGCUGGAGCAGCAAUAUCGGCGGGCCCAAGUUUGUGGAGACAGACGAAUGGUUCGAGCGGCAAAAGGGGUACCUCGACUCACUUGAAUCACAGCUGAGAAAGAUCGUCAAAGCCAUCAAUACUCUUGCUCAACAGCGCAAAGACUUUGCUCAUCAGACUUCCGAGUUCAGCAGCAUGAUGAUGGUCCUUUCUACCAGCUCGCUCUCUCGUGCCAUGUGUACUUGCUUUGCAGGACUUGGUGAAGUGCAGCGACGUGCCCAGGAGCUCGCAGAGCUGCAAUCCGACGCGGAUAUGCGCGAGAUUGGCACGGUGAUCUAUGAGUACGAGCGCAUCGUUGGCAGCGUAAGAAAGGCGUUUGCGACUCGCGUGGACGCCUGGUUGGCGUGGCAACUGGCAGAGGAGGAUUUACACAAGCUGCGACGCAAGUACGAGAAGCUCAAGUCGGAAGGCGGGAGGGUCCACCCUGAGCGGUUGCAUUCGAUGCUGCAAGAUAUUGCUGAUAAGGAGUCCCAGUCGUUACAUCUCAAAAAAAUGUUUGAUGACAUCUCGAGGCGAUGCAAGACAGAAAUGGCGGCAUUCGAUAUCGAGAGGGUCGAAGAGUUCCGGAAUGCUUUAGAGACCUGGAUCGACGGCAUGGUCGAACGACAGGAAGAGAUGGCCAAAGAAUGGGAGCAUUACAUCGCGCUUCUUGAGCGCCAAACGGGGCGGACGAUUGAUGCGCCGGGGUCAAGGUCAAAUGUAAGCUAG
Tilletiaria anomala UBC 951 is the source of this 3387-nucleotide messenger RNA. Its product is annotated as Vps5-domain-containing protein. Gene Ontology annotation, cellular component: endosome. Lineage: Eukaryota; Fungi; Basidiomycota; Exobasidiomycetes; Georgefischeriales; Tilletiariaceae. Gene Ontology annotation, molecular function: phosphatidylinositol binding. Bases 1 to 3387 code for a protein of 1128 amino acids. The record is from RefSeq and is a predicted model, not a curated record. The transcript has 6 exons. Gene Ontology annotation, biological process: protein retention in Golgi apparatus; retrograde transport, endosome to Golgi.